AUGGCCUGCAGUUUGGCCCCAACCGCUAACAACCGAUCGACCAUCGCCUCCCGACCGAAACUCACCCUUCAGACCUCAUCCCUGCCUCUCACUUUUGGCAUCUCCUCCACGGGCCUGUCACUGUCCCUGGUAGGCGGCCCUACCGCAUCUCCUACCGUCCAGAAUACGUUCAAGAACGCCUACGAUGUGACGGCGCCUGUGUCGGCUACAUCCUCCCCCUCCUCGAAAUUCCCCAGUCAUCGAUUCACCAAGCCAUCAUCGCCCUACACCACUCAUAACCCAUACCCACUACCUCUUGGUGUGCGCAGCAUUCUGCGCAACUCGCCACUAGGGUCAACCUGCCACCGCCGGUCUACCUCGGUGGCUACCACCGGGUCGAACGGCGCUUCAGCCACGCGACGGGUGUUUUUUCCGGCCAAGAAGCAAGUUGGCUUUCGCAACCCGCUUGAGGAGGAGAUCCACAAUGUUGACUACAUUGCGCGCCACUCGGACCUUCAUGAACUAGACGAAGGACUUAUCAAACCAAGCACGUGCAGCGAUGAUUCCGACUCUGCCGCAAGUAACUCGUCCACAUCAUCAUCCGACACGAACACCUCCGAUGAUGAGGCCCAGACCCGAUCCAAAUAUGACAUACGGUCACCGGUGGAACGCAAAAAGAGAAAGCAUCCAAAGGCCGAACGGCAGGUCCGAGCGGUCGCCUUGCGAGAGAAGCUCGAGGAUAUGACGCCACAGACGCCGGUCCGAAAGCGCGCCAAGCGGCGUUGCGAAUGGCGCUGGACAUUGGGGCCGUUAGAAAAACGAACCGACCUCCUUCUCCCUCCAGUCCGGGAAGAUCCGACCGCCUCGGCCUCGGAGGGCUCGGUUUCAAGCCAUUCCGACCCUGCAUCGCAAAUCUCCUCUGUGGACUCAUCCCCGCUGCUGAGUGCCACCCCCUCGCAAGCUCACUCCAGUCCCUGUUCGUCUGUUGCAUUCGAGCUCGAAGGAAACGAGUCCCUGAAGACCACGACUCACGAAACGCAACGCCCUGAUGCUGAUUUGUCACGAUAG
Molecule: messenger RNA, 1047 nt
Organism: Aspergillus saccharolyticus JOP 1030-1
Lineage: Eukaryota; Fungi; Ascomycota; Eurotiomycetes; Eurotiales; Aspergillaceae
Exons: 1
Coding region: 1-1047 (348 amino acids)
Source: RefSeq, a predicted model, not a curated record